AUGGUCGGCGCUAACGCAGACGAGACGAUGAAACACCAAGCCAUUCUUGUCACCAUCGGCGCUUCGUCGCCGCUGGAGAAAUAUCCAGCGAAACAGCACGCUCGCCAAGUCGCCCAGCGCCUUGGUGUCAAGGACGGCCUGAUCUAUCUGCCAGGUGCCCCGACCACCUACCUUGAGGAUAGUGAUCAGUUCCUGCCGUUCCGUCAGCGCCGCUACUUCUAUUAUCUCUCAGGUGUCGAUGAACCAGACUGCCACCUCACUUACGACUUCCGUCUGGACCAACUGACUCUCUACAUUCCCGAAAUCAACCCCAGGAAGGUCAUCUGGAACGGCCGUGGAUCAACUGCCGAAGAGGCUCUCGACAAGUAUGACAUUGAUAAAGUGUCUUGCUCAAGUGAAGUUCAGGACUUUGUCGGAGAAUGGAUGGCGACUAACAAAGGCGACGUCUAUAUCCUUCAUCCAGACCAGGCGGCAGAACCCGGACAGGACAAGUCACCUCGUGUCAACUACACCAAGCUUAAGGUGGCCAUUGAUACGGAGCGUGUCCGCAAGGAUCCUCACGAAAUUAAGCUGAUCAAACAUGCCAAUGCCGUUAGUGCGAAGGCUCACCGUGAGGUGCUGGCAAGCCUGUCUAGGUUCAAGAACGAGGCCCAAGUGGAAGCCAGCUUUCUGGACACAUGUAUCGCAGAAGACGCAAAGCACCAAUCGUAUGAGAUCAUAGCGGCCUCCGGAGAGAAUGCCGCCACCCUUCAUUACGUCAAAAACGAUGAGCCAUUCGGAAACCGCCAGCUCAUGUGUCUCGAUGCUGGCGCAGAGUGGCAAUGUUAUGCGAGCGACGUAACUAGGACCUUUCCACUUUCUGGGAAAUGGCCAUCUGAGGAAGCCAAGAACAUCUACUACCUUGUCCAAAAGAUGCAGUCCGUUUGCAUCGAAGCAAUUCGUCCCGGUGUUAGAUUCUUAGACCUUCAUUAUAUGGCCCACAGAAUCGCUAUUCAGGGCAUGCUUGAACUUGGAAUUUUCCACAAUGGAACUAAGCAGGAAAUCUUCGAUGCCGGCACCUCACUUGCUGUCUUUCCCCACGGCCUUGGCCAUCAUUUAGGCCUUGAGGUCCAUGAUGUCUCAGACGUUCCACUGAUGACUGCAGAAAAUUUUGCUCUUGGACUUCCUGUAUAUGAUUCAGAAUGUUGCAAAGCUCCUGUGCAUCCAUACAGCGGCGCUUUAGAGGAAGGCAUGGUAAUUACGGUAGAGCCUGGAAUUUACUUUUCACGCUAUGCCCUCAAGAAGCUCUACUUCACCGACCCGACUCAUUCCAAGUAUAUCAACAAGGAAGUCAUUGCAAAGUACCUUCCUGUUGGCGGAGUACGCAUCGAAGACGAUAUCCUUGUCACCAGCAAUGGCUAUGAAAAUCUCACAACUGCUCCCAAAGGAGAAGAGAUGCUCCGCAUUGUCAACGAGGGCUUGAACUCAAACAUCCACAGCAACAAGGAACCAGGAAAUGGCCACUUGUUCCAAAGUGUGAACCACGACUCGAAGAAACAUACCUGUGAUUCGAACACAAUCUUACCAUCUCACGGACAACGCAAGCGCUUUUACUCGGUUGAGGAUUUCGUCCAUCCACAUGAGUGGGAAAGGAUGGCAGCACAGACGACUCGAAGACACGUAGAUGAGCGCCAUGUUGGUGAUAUCCAUGCUCCGGAUCUUUUGCCUAUUCAUAAUGACUGUCAUCGUUCCCAUGAGUUUCUGACUGCCGAAUCUGAUAGUCUGACAAUGAAGGACGGCCAUCAGAUCACAAAUAACACGCAGCCCCAGGAGCUUCCCGAAAACAAUACACACAAUGCGGGCGUGCAAACUGGUACCAAAGCCAAGCAGGGCCACUGGAGCAAGGUCCCCGGUGCUCUUGCUCGGUAUGCAUCAAGCAACAACAUCCGCUUUCAUCUUGAUAACAAUGGAGGAUACAACGUGGCCGGCAGAGUUACCGGCCCAGAUAAUGGGUACAAGCCUCCUUCGACAUUCAAAAGUUAUCCGCAACUCCGUUUCAAGGGACUGGAAGAUUGCUGCACGCGAUGUACAAGGCAACCCCCUCACAAAAUGGGCUUUUGCAUAUACUGUCUGUUCGUCAUCGGAAUGGACUUGACGCAGGAUGAAUCGCCAGAGGACAGGAAACUGCUAGACAAAUGCGAAAACCGUUGGGGCCCCAUUAACCCUGCUGUACUCGAACCUCAAAAUCAGCUACACCACAUCACCAAGCCAUUCAAGCAGCCCGACCUGCCGGCUAAAGCUCCCGAGCUGCCGUCAAAGCCGCUGGCUUAUCAUCAUAGUUUUCAGUCACUGGUCCUACCACACCGUCAUCUCGGAGCUCACGAGCGUGGUCUUUCCAACGCUUCGUUCCGCACUCCAUCUCCGGCUUCGGUUGAUACUCCUGGCGCCCCAAACCCGUGGGCCGAUCCUGCGGUCAGCAAGUUCCGUCGAGACCGCGAGAUAACACUGUUCGGUGUGGAUGGAAAUUCUCACCACAACUGGACGGCGGCGCCACAGCCGCUUCCUAAUUCGACUGAUGAUGGUCGUGGGAAUUCUUACGGCGGCUGUCCAACGUCUGCUUACAGGGGCUCGUAUGCGGGCCCUUACACUUACUAG
This is a messenger RNA of Aplosporella prunicola CBS 121167, 2634 nucleotides long. RefSeq lists its product as uncharacterized. The record is from RefSeq and is a predicted model, not a curated record. Gene Ontology annotation, molecular function: manganese ion binding; metalloaminopeptidase activity. The transcript has 4 exons. Lineage: Eukaryota; Fungi; Ascomycota; Dothideomycetes; Botryosphaeriales; Aplosporellaceae. The coding region runs from base 1 to 2634 and encodes 877 amino acids.